Momordica charantia (bitter melon) is the source of this 1372-nucleotide messenger RNA. Lineage: Eukaryota; Viridiplantae; Streptophyta; Magnoliopsida; Cucurbitales; Cucurbitaceae. The record is from RefSeq and is a predicted model, not a curated record.
CGGAAUCUGGGAAGUUUGAGACUGCGGAGCGAUUCUUCAUUUUUCCCCCUUUGUUGUGCUGCGGGAAAGAAGGAUUUUCAAAAUUUAGAGUUAUUCACUUACUUGUUACAUAGGGCGUUUGCGCAAGCUCAAUCAGAUGUAGGAGUGUUCAAGGCUUAUCGUACGUUUUACAGGGUUAUGGAAACGUAUAAUAUUGAUCCUGACGUAAGGAGAUGGGGCCUUCAUCUUUUGGAUGUUUGCACCUUUACAAAUGACAGUUCUCGCAGUACUGUUACUGAAUACAGUUAUGAUCCAAGUUAUAGUCAAGUGGGAUAUGUUAAUGAAGGUUAUUGUGAGCCGUGUAAUGUGAAUUUGGAGAAUGAUGAGGCUAUAGCACACGCUUUUCAAGAAGAGAUAUCUAGAAUCGAUUCUAUAGAAGCUUCUGGGGUAUCUAAUACUGGGGAAGACCAUCUGCAAGCAUCUGUUCUUGCACAGGAUUGGCUUGGUCCUUCGCCUGUGCAUAGCCCUUAUGGGCUUGACGGUGAUCAGAAAUCAACUUGUGUUACUGACAUAAAAGUUGAGGAGGUCGAUGAUCUGAGCAGUAACGGAGUGGACAAAAUGGGAAACUCCUCUUCAUAUCCUAACUCACUAGAAAAUUCUUUUUCAGAGGAUUGCUCUUUAUAUUCGUUGGAAAUAAUGGAUGAGUCUACACUUGAUGGUGAAGUGGGCAAAAGGUUGAAUCAGAUUGUUCCUGUUCCUCAUGUACCCAAGACCAUUGAGAAGAUACCCUCAGCUGAUGAAGAGAUGUCGGAUCAUCAACGGCUCCUUGAUAGAUUGCAGUUGUACGAGCUGGUUGAGAAUAAGGUUCAAGGAGAUGGUAACUGCCAGUUUCGUGCUUUAUCAGAUCAACUUUACCGAUCUCCCGAGCACCAUGAUUUUGUGAGAGAACAAAUUAUAGCGCAGCUAAAGGCUCGUCGAGAUAUAUAUGGGGGAUAUGUUCCAAUGGCAUAUGACGACUAUCUGAAGAAGAUGAGCAAGAAAGGAGAAUGGGGUGAUCAUGUUACACUACAAGCUGCUGCAGACUGGUUUGGAGUUAAGAUAUUUGUAAUUACAUCAUUCAAGGAUACAUGUUCAAUUGAAAUACUUCCACAAGUUCAAAAGUCCAAACGAAUUAUUUUCUUGAGCUUUUGGGCUGAGGUGCACUAUAAUUCAAUUUAUCCAGAAGGAGAAAUCCCAACUUGGUGCACGAAGAAGAAGAAGAAAUGGUGGAACUUUUGAAAUUAGAUUUUGGUCAUAGGAAAGUUGAGAGGAACCACACUGAUGGAUGCCUCACUACCUCAUUGCUUCUGUAAAUAUAAAAAUAUAUAUAAAUAAUAUGCACAUUAAUUAUUAU